AGGGGGCGGGGGUCCGUAUAGAAGCGGCGCCACGUCCGCCGCCCCGCAGGUCGCAGCGCACCCAUGAUCCGCUCAGCUCCGCCGUGCGGGCCGAACCGGGCCGGCCAGCAGAACGGCCUGCGGGAUGAUGAGGAGGAUGAGGAAGGAGACCUGGAGGACGAGGUGGACGCGUCGCACCUGGAGAAGUUCAUGCGGGACCGGAGGAGAGCGCGGUCGCUGCCCACGUACCCCGCCGCGCUGCUGGACGGCGGCAGGAAGCGGGUCAAGUUCGCGGACUCGAUGGGUCUGAGCCUGGCCCGCAUCAAGCACUUCAGCGCCCAGGAGGACCCGCAGAUCCCGCCCAAGGUGCUGUCCCGGUACCAGAGCUUCCCCCUGCAGCAGCAGGACCCGCGGGGCGGGCCGGACCUGCCGCGGCUGCUGGCCUGCUUCCCCGAGCCGCGGGACGCGGAGCGGCGGGUUCGGGAGCUGCGGGUCUGCCUGGAGAGGCUGGCCGUGACCCGGUUCGAGCUGCGGGGCCAGGUGCGGGUCCUGCGGGGCUGCGCCGUCAGGGAGGUCGGGGUCCGGCUCACCUACAACGACUGGCUGUCCUACGUGGACGCGCAGGCGGUGCCGGUCACGGUGCCGGAGCAGCCCGGGUCGGAGUCGGUCCGGUUCGGCUUCACCGUGUUCAUCCCGCCCUUCAUGGACCCGGGCACCGCCGUGCACUUCGCCGUGUUCCUGCGCAGCGACGAGGGAGAGUUCUGGGACAACAACCAGGGCCAGAACUACUCGCUCCGGCACCGGAACCAGAACCAGCCGGGCCGCCCGGAUCCCGAGCCGGCCGGAGAGGCUUCUCCAUCCCUCUGAACGGAUCAGAACCAUCCGGAACCACUCUACCACGUCCAGCAGUGGACUCCAGGCAGGAUGCUGGACCUGCCGGGGAUCCAACCGGACCGGUUCUGAUCCAAAUGUUUGACUUUCAGGAUGAAAUAAAACCAGGAAACCUGAAGAAUCCCGGAACCAUUUAAGUCCAACAGGUCCUUUCCUCCAUCCAGACUUUGAUCUUUAUCGGCCAUAUUGAAAAUCCAAGAUGGACGAUCAUCGAUAAUCGAUCAUUUAAUUUGAUUUAUUUGGUUUCUGGAUCAGAAAACAUGUUUGGACAUUUUAUCUGUUUUUCAGGUUAAAUUUCGGCCGAUUCCUGAACAGAUGAACUUCUACCAUCAAGUUCCUCUGGACAUUUUAGUUUUGAAUUUAAUGAUCAAAGAUAGAUCAUAAUAAAUCUAAUCGAUUA
This is a messenger RNA of Poecilia latipinna (sailfin molly), 1270 nucleotides long. RefSeq names its product protein phosphatase 1 regulatory subunit 3G (gene ppp1r3g). Gene Ontology annotation, biological process: regulation of glycogen biosynthetic process. NCBI's taxonomy places the organism in Eukaryota, Metazoa, Chordata, Actinopteri, Cyprinodontiformes, Poeciliidae. The record is from RefSeq and is a predicted model, not a curated record. The transcript has a single exon. Gene Ontology annotation, cellular component: protein phosphatase type 1 complex. The coding region runs from base 64 to 846 and encodes 260 amino acids. Gene Ontology annotation, molecular function: protein phosphatase 1 binding; glycogen binding.